AUGAAAGAAAAAAUACUCAGUCCGGAGCAAGUGAAAGAACUCAUUGCCCACGGUAAAUGUAUUGUCAUCUUCGAGGAUAAUGUGCUUAAUUUGUCUUCAUGGAUCAAAUAUCAUCCUGGUGGAGACAAGGCUGUGUUUCACAUGGUGGGAAGAGAUGCCACUGAUGAAAUGUUAGCGUAUCAUGGAGAAGAGACCAUAUCAUCGUUUCUCAAAUGGAGAAUUGGAAAGAUCAAUUACAAAUGGAAAAAUCUCCUUCCUCCCAUCCAAGGUGGAAUUUACAGAUCUGGUGCGAUGGCCAAAACCGGGUUCAAUUCAGAUAAGUUAGGAGAAGCGCUAGACGCUGAUUCUCCAUCAAUUUCAGAAGUUUCAUCCGAGGCGAGCAUUGAUGUGGGUGUAAGAGAGGAACUCUUUCUAGCAGGAUACCCCAAAGGAAAUGUGGAACCUGUCGUGCCACAAGGAAUAGAAGUGGUUUCAGCUGACAAUAAGGAUGAAAUCUUCCCCGUAAAUAAAAAGGUGAUUGUGAAUCCGAAAGAAAUGAUGCAAGAGUUCGAUAACAACCUUACUCAGAGGGACUUGUUUGACUUACCGCUGCUCGAUUAUGAUACUCAAAAAGAGAUUCGCCAGAAGUACAACAAACUUCAUACUACCAUUAUAAAAAGAGGCUUAUACAGAUGUGAUUAUGGUGAUUACGUUCGAGAAAUCGUCAAGAUUAGUUCCAUUUUCCUCUAUUCAUUUUCCUUUUUGCGCUUGGGGUACUAUACAAUCAGCGCCAUAUUGAUGGGCUUGGCUUGGCACCAAAUGACAUUUAUUGCUCAUGAUGCUGGCCAUGUGUCUAUCACUCACGAUUAUCAGAUUGACAACCUUUUUGGCAUGUUGAUCGCCGACUGGUUUGGCGGCCUCAGUCUUGGGUGGUGGAAAAGGAAUCAUAAUGUUCACCAUUUGAUCACCAACGAUCCUGUUCAUGACCCAGAUAUACAACAUCUUCCAUUUUUUGCAGUUAGCACGCGACUUUUCAACAACGUUUAUUCCACGUAUUACGACAAAGUCUUGUGGUUUGAUGCAGUGGCAAAGAAGAUGGUGCCCAUGCAAGAAUUUCUCUACUAUCCCAUUCUCGCGUUUGGCCGCUUCAACUUAUAUCGUUUGUCAUGGACGCAUUUGCUUUUAGGCCAAGGUCCAAGGCAUGGUCCAGCUGCAUGGUUUAGAUACUUCGAGUUAGCGGGCUUAUCUUUUUUUUUCUUCUGGUUCUUUGUUUUAGUCAUCGGUAGCGUGGAGGGCGGCUGGAACAAGUUUUCGUAUGUUAUGGUCAGUCACAUUUGUACAAUGCUUGUGCAUGUGCAAAUUACACUCUCUCAUUUUGCCAUGUCCACAGCCGAUCUUGGGGUAAGUGAAAGUUUUCCGUCCCGCCAGUUGCGUACCACAAUGGACGUCGAUUGUCCACAGUGGCUUGAUUUUUUACAUGGUGGUCUUCAGUUCCAGGCUGUGCACCACUUAUUUCCCCGUUUACCUAGACACAAUUUGCGCAAAGCACAAAAGUAUGUGAUUGAUUUCUGUGAGGAGGUUGGAUUGCCAUACUCCAUUUAUGGCUUCGGUAAAGGCAAUGAGAUUGUGAUUGGUAAAUUGGCAGAAAUUGGCAAGCAGUGCUCAAUCAUGCUAGAUUGCACGAAGAAAAUGAAGGAAGACAAUCUUCCCAUUUUAUAG
Messenger RNA from Clavispora lusitaniae ATCC 42720, 1698 nucleotides. RefSeq names its product Sld1p (gene SLD1). Lineage: Eukaryota; Fungi; Ascomycota; Pichiomycetes; Serinales; Metschnikowiaceae. Gene Ontology annotation, biological process: lipid metabolic process. Gene Ontology annotation, cellular component: membrane. Gene Ontology annotation, molecular function: oxidoreductase activity, acting on paired donors, with oxidation of a pair of donors resulting in the reduction of molecular oxygen to two molecules of water. The record is from RefSeq and is a predicted model, not a curated record.